UCUAUCUAUAUCCUGAAUAGUCGUCAUAUACAACCUCUCCAUAUCUCUCUCCACUUGUCGCUCCUGUUCCUCAACCUGCAUCCCCAAAACGAUCCCCGCCGAGCACGUGUUGUUGUACCAUUCCAUCUGCAAAUCGUCCAUUACAAAAACCUGAGGCACCCCCAGGUUCGAUGUGAAUGCGUUGAACUGGAUUCCAGAAAGCCCUCGGAAUCUGCCAUCAAAGUCCACCUUGGUGAGCUGGCAGUUGAUGUACCCUUUGCACGGCGGAAUCACCACAUUCUGCUCCGCCGCCACCACUUCCUUUUUCAACGUUGCAUCCCAUCGGUAUCCCGAGAUUCGCAGUCGGCACGAAGUGAUCCCAUUCAGUGCACAACCAAAGAACCCAGAGUGUGCAUGGAACCAGUACGCGUCCACUGGCGCUCGAGGCCCUGCCCCCAGUUCUCCCGGUAGCAAUGUCCCCGCAAAUGCAGAGUUCGGCAGAAGACUGCUGGCUAUCGGCAGGAACAUGGCCACAUUGGGCUGUGAUCGAGCGGGGAACGGCUCCCAUUUGUCAGGCGCCGGAUCUGGUUCAAGCAGCUUGAGAGGCGGUAAUUCCGAUAGUGGCGUCUGUCGAAUGGUCCUGGUGGUCAAAGGCAAAUCUGUCCAGUCCGGUCCCGUGAGCGAUGGAUAGGUCCCAGUCCAGUAAGAUACAGUGGUAACAAUCGACGGGGUAGGGAAAACGAAGCUAAAUGAUUUGGCACCAUACGCAAUAACCUUGGUCAUGAGAUUUCGGGCAUUGGAUUGACACUGGCCGUCUGAGGUUUGACCAUUACAUGUUGCGGUGGCCGACGAGUUGCUUGACACAGACGACGAAUUCAACGUGGAGCUGGAGCUCAGAGUGCUUGAAGAGCUCGAAUUUGAGAAGCUCGUAAACGGAGGUACCCUGGUGGUAGUCGUAGUUGUGGCGACAGAGGGAGGGAUCGUGCUUGUCGGUGACCCAGAAGUGCUGCUGGGGGUCUGAUCCGGACGUUCCGAGGACAAGGCUGAAGACGACAUUUUGGACAGUGAUACCGAAGUAGAUUCGCUAACAGCACUUGAAGUGGGCAGUCUCGAUGUUGGCGAAGCCGCUCCACUUGUUGAAGAACUGCGAAUCGAAGCUGACGAUGAAGUGGCAGUCGACGAACUGCUCAACAGAGGUCGACUCGACGUGUGUUCAAUAUCUGAUGAAGAGCUUGGGUUGGAAGAAGAAGCCUGUGCAGAGCUAGAUUCAGUAUUCUUGGAUGAGGAUGAAGAUAUAGUUGGAGGUGUAUUCGAAGACAACACGGGUCCAGACACAGCAGGCGAUGACGAAAGCAGUCCAGAGUUGGUGGAUGGUAAGGCCGUCCAAGAAGAAGUCUGCAUUGGCGGGUUCGUUUCUCCCGAUGGAUUCGGUGAUGGGGAUGGGCUAGGUAUUUGCGGAUCGGAAGUAUGAAAAGAAGGAGAUAAAGAAGGCUGGGUACUUGAGGUAGCUGUGGAUGUAGGCGUCGGUAUCGUAGACGAAGGGGGAGAGGAACCAGGAGAAACGGGUACAGUCGAAUGAAUUCCUGGAGAAGAACUCUCUACGCCAGUGCUUUUUGAUUGUGUGUUGCUCAAAGCACUGGACCCACCGACACUUGUAGAAGCUGGUGGUUUGGGUGGAGGGUUUGCUGAAAACGACGGCACGGACGGAUUGCUCGCUGGAAGAGAAGCAGUUGUUGGAAUCGAAGGACUAGAAGGUCCGAUUGUACUUGGACUGUUUGAAGGCAGGCUGUGACUUCCUGGAGACGCUGUGGCCGAACUUGGCGAUGGCAGCGAUGGGAUAAUACCGGGUGAACUGGGGCCUACACUCGGAGAUACGACGCCACUUGACGGCUGCGCUGCUGGAUUCGAAGUGCCUGCAAUCGGUGUCCCCGGGGGGUGACUAGAGAAGGGCACGCUAGGUGGUACUGGUGACGAUCCAGGCGGCGGAGCACCGACGAGAGUCGAUGGAUUUGAAGGGGCAGGCGUCACAGGAGGUUGUCCUGAAGGCACAGUCGUGGGUCCGACGCUGGUCGAGGUUAAAAUGCUCGGCCGGGUAGGUGCAAUGCUGUUGAGCCACUGCGUUGUGCCAUUGACGACCGAGUAGUAAUAUGUGCCAUGAUUCGGAUCAGUGGGAGUGGCGCCAAUCAAGGAGACUGUGAUGAUGGGACCUGGAAUGGUGACAUAGGCAACACUGCAGCUGGUCUCUUGAGCAGCAACAGGCUGGAUAAGCCUCAAAAACCCCUCAAUGCUCAGCCAACAGCUGCUAAGAAACAGGACAAAGAGGAAGCACGUGAAGAAUCGAUCGUACCAGUACGGGGCGUAGAAACCUCGAGCGAAGAUUCGGAAGAAAUCGCGAAGCCAUCGGUAUGUUCGACAUGGCCACCAUUGGCAAGGCUGGGGCAGAUAUCGCCUCCAGCCCUUGCGUUGGCUAGAAAGCCUGUGGUAAUGUUGCAAGUCUUUCAUGUUGGACUGUGCUUGACGUUCAAUGUUGGAAUCAUAUGAAGACAUGCUGGAAGGGGCUGGUGAAGGUACUGUGCCGUCCGAAGUACGGAUUUCGGCUGGAGUGGAAGCACCGCUCAGACUGGAUGAUAUACUAGAGGAAUGGCCGGUCGACUUUUGGUUGUUACGGUGCUGGGCAGCAGGUUUUCCUUUACGCUGUUUGUUUUUGCCCAUAGUACGGAAGGAUUCGAGAAGAUGCU
Molecule: messenger RNA, 2717 nt
Organism: Periconia digitata
Lineage: Eukaryota; Fungi; Ascomycota; Dothideomycetes; Pleosporales; Periconiaceae
Source: the annotation of a GenBank genome assembly